ACUUCCAGCAGCGAGAAUCUCUUAUUCCUUGACUACAGAACUGUCUCUGUGCGAACUCCCUCAAGCGCCAACCUUGGCUCGCGAUCAAUGACGGCCUCGGCCUAAAGCUUCACCUGGUCUUCUCUUCACCCUCAGACCUUAAAACCAUCAAGCAAUGGCGACUCCACGGCCAACUCAGGCAGCCGGGUCUACGCAGCCAUUAACACCCCCAGAUGACCCAACAACGACGAACAACACCUCCUCACAAGCCGCCGCGGCGAGCGCGCCAAACUCCUCCAUUCCCAGCGCCCCCGCGAUGCCCUCCACAUCCCUCACCGACACCGGCAAAUCGCGCCGUCCCCGCGACUCCCGGCUCGUCCACAUGCUCCUCGCCUCACUCGGCGUCACAGGAUAUCAAGAGCGCGUUCCACUGCAACUCCUCGACUUCGCAUACCGCUAUACCUCUUCGACCCUCCAAGACGCUGCCUAUCUCGCCAUGGAGGGCUACGCAGGCAGCACAUCAGGGCCUGGCGAGACAAACGUGUCCACGGGCGGUGGACGAGGGGGCGUGGAACUGAACACCGUCACACUACAAUCCCUCCGUUUGAGCAUCGCAUCGCGCCUCCACUACCAAUUCCAACCCGGCCUUUCCAAGGAAUUCCUCGUCGACGUCGCUUCGGAACGGAACCGCUAUGCGCUUCCUGGUGUUGCCCGUGGUGGGGAGACGGCUGCAAAGAGCGGGUUUUCGAAUAUAUCGAUGGGCGGGAUGAGACUGCCACCUGAGAAGUUUUGUCAGACGGGAACGGGGUGGAAUUUGAAGGAGGAGUGGGAAAGUGAAGGAGAAGACGAUGUUGAGGAUGCCGCUGAGCCGACUGUCGCGCUCGGGGCUGCCGGGCAGAAUGAUGAGGAAGAUUUGGAAGAUGAAGGGGAUGGCAGGAUGGAGGAUGUUUUUGGAGAGGAUGCAGUGAUGAAGGAGGGCGAUGAGGAUGAUGAACAUAUGGCGGAUGCGUAAACUUAUCGCAUGGUUUAUCAAUCAAUGGUGUAGGGCGGCGUUCUGGGUGCAUUGCAUAUGGAUGGGAAUAUCAAAAAUCUGGUUAAAUAAAUAUCACUUUCGACCAUCGUAUCCACAUGCGUAUGAAUUCAAUAUAAUAUAAUA
Molecule: messenger RNA, 1135 nt
Organism: Talaromyces proteolyticus
Lineage: Eukaryota; Fungi; Ascomycota; Eurotiomycetes; Eurotiales; Trichocomaceae
Product: transcription initiation factor IID, 31kD subunit-domain-containing protein
Exons: 1
Coding region: 155-991 (278 amino acids)
Biological process (GO): DNA-templated transcription initiation; RNA polymerase II preinitiation complex assembly
Cellular component (GO): transcription factor TFIID complex; SAGA complex
Molecular function (GO): protein heterodimerization activity; RNA polymerase II general transcription initiation factor activity; transcription coactivator activity
Source: RefSeq, a predicted model, not a curated record